Molecule: messenger RNA, 1080 nt
Organism: Knipowitschia caucasica
Lineage: Eukaryota; Metazoa; Chordata; Actinopteri; Gobiiformes; Gobiidae
Source: the annotation of a GenBank genome assembly
AUGUCAUCGGAGGAAGCAUUGGGUUCAACGAUUACAGACUGGCUGUUUGUCAACUCGUGGUGGCUGCUUCUUCCUUUCAUCAUGCUCCUUGUAGUUGUGGCCUUCAUUGUGGCGUUUGUCCUGCUUUUAUACAUGAUAUCACCUUUAAUUAGCCCCAAACCUCUCAAACUGAAUGGGGCCCACGUCGUGGUGACAGGGGGAUCUAGUGGAAUAGGAAAAUCCAUUGCUAUGGAGUGCUACAGGCAAGGAGCUUUCAUCACUUUGGUGGCCCGAGAUGAGGCUAAACUUCUUCAAGCGAAAAAAGAAGUUGAAACAUUUGCCAUCAAUGAUAAGCAGGUGGUGCUGUGCAUAUCAGUGGAUGUUGCCAGUGAUUACAAUCAAGUGGAAAGUGUGAUUAAACAGGCACAGGAAAAGCUGGGGCCUGUUGAUAUGCUUGUCAAUUGUGCUGGCAUGUCCAUUUCUGGGAAGUUUGAGGAAAUAGAAGUAGAUCGUUUCAAAAAAAUGAUGGAAGUGAACUAUCUGGGCAGUGUGUACCCUACUCGUGCUGUUAUCACCACAAUGAAGGAGCGCAGGAUGGGGCGGAUCAUGUUCGUGUCCUCUCAAGCAGGACAAAUAGGCCUUUUUGGAUACACUGCUUACUCGCCUUCAAAGUUUGCCCUGCGUGGUCUUGCAGAAUCUUUGCAGAUGGAGAUCAAGCCGUACAACAUCUAUGUUACUGUUGCGUAUCCCCCUGACACUGACACUCCUGGACUAGCUGAGGAAAAUAAAACAAAGCCUCUAGAGACAAAACUGAUCUCCGAAACGUCUGGAGUUUGUCAGCCAGAGCAAGUGGCAAAGAUAGUUGUACGAGAUGCAGUGCAAGGAAACUUCAAUAGCUCAGUUGGUCCAGAUGGGUACAUGCUCGCUGCCCUCGCCUGUGGAAUGUCACCUGUCACCUCCAUCACAGAGGGUCUUCAGCAGAUUGUUACCAUGGGGUUGUUCCGCACAAUCGCCCUCUUCUACCUUGGCAGUUUUGACAGCAUUGUGCGCCGAUGCAUGAUUCAAAGAGAGCAGUCAAAAGCAGCAGACAAGAGGGAGUAA